This is a messenger RNA of Suricata suricatta (meerkat), 3503 nucleotides long. It is a transcript of the gene USP45, whose product is annotated as ubiquitin specific peptidase 45. Gene Ontology annotation, molecular function: zinc ion binding; cysteine-type deubiquitinase activity. The coding region runs from base 536 to 2974 and encodes 812 amino acids. The record is from RefSeq and is a predicted model, not a curated record. The transcript is spliced from 18 exons. Gene Ontology annotation, biological process: protein deubiquitination. NCBI's taxonomy places the organism in Eukaryota, Metazoa, Chordata, Mammalia, Carnivora, Herpestidae.
GCGGCUGGAGGAGCCGGGGUUGUUUGGUCGGGAGGGGGACCGCAGGGAUGGGCCCGAGUCUCCGCUGGACCGCGACCGAGGCGCGGCCCGACACCCUUUUCCCGCCUCCCUCCCGCGCUCGCUCCCCACGCCGCGUUCGGUCUUGAGAAAGUUGAGAUGCGUUGGUUAGGGACCGAAAGAGGCAAGGCUCGGCUCGGGAUUUGGGAAGCAUCGCUUAGUGUUAGGAGCCGUGGAGACGGGUGCCCGGGGUCCAAGUCUCCAUCCUCCGGGCUCCGGGACCUCUGCAAGUCACUUGACCUCUGUGUGUCUCAGUUUCCUCAAGUGUAAAAUGAGGGAAGUUCUAGUAACCUCUCUCAAAAGGCGAUUGUGAAAAUCAAGUGGGAUACUAUCUUUGAAGUGCUUAGGGUCGAGCAUGGUGCACAGCAGAAGUAUGCAAGUGCUCUUCACUUCUUGGAGCCUCGUACUAAAUGGAGAGUUGUGUCCUUCACCUCCCCACGCUGAAAACAACUGCCCGAGAGUCCAAGGUAAAUAACAGAUGCGGGUAAAGGAGCCUUCUAAAGCUUUACCGGAGAAAGCCAAAAGAAGUAAACGGCCUGCUAUCCCUCGUGAUGAAGACUCUUCAGACGACAUUGCUGUAGGUUUCACUUGCCAACAUGUAAGUCAUGCCAUCAGUGUGAAUCAUGUGAAGAAAGCGAUCGCUGAGAAUGUGUGGUCAGUUUGCUCUGAAUGUUUAAGGGAAAGAAGAUUCUGUGAUGGGCGGUCGGGACCUUCCUCUGACAUUUGGUUGUGCCUCAAGUGUGGUUUUCAGGGAUGCGGCAGAAACUCAGAAAGCCAUCAUUCAGUGAAGCACUACGAGAGUCGGAGAACAGAAUCUCAUUGUAUUACAAUUAGUCUGAGCACAUGGGUUAUAUGGUGUUACGAGUGUGAUGAAAAAUUAUCAACACAUUGUAAUAAGAAGGUUUUGGCUCAAACACUUGAUUUUCUCCAGAAACAUGUCUCUAAAACACAAACAAGUGGAUUUUCUAGAAUCUUAAAACUUUAUGAAGAAAAAUAUGAAGGUGAAAAAAAGAAAGGAAGAAAAGGCAGCAGUGUAACCCCAGUGAAAGGAAUCACAAAUUUAGGAAAUACUUGCUUUUUCAAUGCCGUCAUGCAGAAUUUGGCACAGUCUUAUAUUCUCUCAGAACUGAUGAAUGAGAGCAAAGAACAUGGUGCAAAACUCAGGAUUUCUCCUUCCUCAGACUCUCACCUGGACCCAUUAAUGGUGGAACUUUCAAGCCCUGGACCAUUGACCUCAGCCCUGUUCCUGUUUCUUCAUAGCAUGAAGGAGACUGAAAAAGGACCACUUUCUCCUAAAGUUCUUUUUAAUCAGCUUUGUCAGAAGGCCCCUCGAUUUAAAGGUUUCCAGCAACAAGACAGUCAGGAGCUUCUGCACUAUUUGCUGGACGCAGUGAGGACAGAAGAAACAAAGAGAAUACAAGCUGCCAUCCUGAAAGCAUUUAACAACCCAACUACUAAAACUGCUGAUGAUGAUACUAGAAGAAAGGUCAAAGCAUAUGGAAGAGAAGGUGUGAAAAUGAACUUCAUAGAUCGGAUCUUUAUUGGUGAAUUAACUAGCACAGUCAUGUGUGAAGAAUGUGCAAAUAUCUCCACAGUGAAAGAUCCUUUUAUUGAUAUUUCACUUCCUAUAAGAGAAGAAAGGGUUUCAAAACCUCUGCUUUUGGGAAGAAUGAGUAAAUGUAGAGGCUUACAGGCAACAGAUAAUGGUCAGUGCAGUGACCCUCUUACUACAGAAAGUUCUCAUCAGCCCAGAGCCACCAAGAACCAGUCUUCAUCUGACAAUAAGAUUCAACUAGGACAUGGCAGAAAAUUUGUAAGAAAAGUUUCAUCUGGCGAAGACAGAGCAGUUGUCAUAGGCCAGAAAAAUGAAAACCUUGAGAUGAGGGGGGCUUCUUCAGUGUGUGCAGGCGUCCUGAGUACUGAGGCAGCUCUGAAUGAAAGCCCGACUGAUGGCAGUGAAAAAGAAGCCGGCCGUUCCGAAAGUAGUGCUGACGCUGACAGUGAGGCUUCGGAGUCAGAAAGUACUUCUCAGCAUGCCGCCCUGUGGGGGUCUAGACGGGGAUGCUGUGCGCAGGAAAAUGGACCCCGUCCCCAGCUGCUGCCCACCGAGGAGACUGACAGUGGUGUUGAGGGGGUGGCUGAAGCUAUUUCUGAACUCUAUUUGAGCAGCGCUGUAACUGGGGAUAGAGAUUUUUACAGAGAAAAUAAGCCACCAAAUGUUCCAAAUAAUUUACGUUCUUCAGAGGAGAAGCAGGUGUUGUCUUCUAGCCCCCAAAAUGCUUUUCAGACCCUUUCUCAGAGCUAUAUAACUACUUCUAAAGAAUGCUCAGUGCAGUCCUGUCUCUACCAGUUUACGUCUGUGGAAUUACUAAUGGGGAAUAACAAGCUUCUGUGUGAGAACUGUACUGAGAAGAAGCAGAAGUACCGAAAGGAAACCAUUUCUGCAGAAAAGAAAGCAGAAGGGGUUUAUACUAAUGCCAGGAAGCAAUUUCUCAUUUCUGCUGUUCCAGCUAUCCUGAUUCUCCAUCUUAAAAGAUUCCAUCAGGCUGGCUUGAGUCUUCGAAAAGUAAACAGACAUGUUGAUUUUCCACUUAUUCUUGAUUUAGCACCAUUCUGUUCUGCUACUUGUAAGAAUGUAAAUGUGGGAGAUAAAGUUCUCUAUGGUCUCUAUGGCAUAGUGGAACAUAGUGGCUCAAUGAGAGGAGGUCACUAUACAGCUUACGUGAAAGUGAGAGCACCUUCCAGGAAAUUAUUGGAGCACAUCACCGGAAAGAAAAAUGUACCUGAUAUGAAAGAACCCGGCAAUGAAACGGCAGACCAGUGGGUCCAUGUUAGUGACACUUUCGUGCAAGUGGUUCCAGAAUCCAGAGCCCUUGGUGCACAAGCAUACCUUCUGUUUUAUGAAAGAAUAUUAUAAUUAUUUGUUAAUAAUCAAUGAUAAUGAUUACUUAGAUCACUUUUGUUUAAAUCCUGCAAUGAUAACAUAAUAUGCAAUGUGCCUUUGUAGUCUUUUCUCUUCUGUAAGAAUAGCAUGCCCCUCAAAUGCCCUUGAAGAAUUUUCCCAUUUUUGGUGAAUCCUUUUAAAUUACUCAGUGCUUUCAAAUUUACCUUCUUAAAAUAAAUAUGAACAUAUGUUUUUAAAAAAAAUUUUGUUCUGGAAAAAAACCAGAAUUUGCAGUAGUAAAGGAAACCCCCUUAUAAUGUGGCUUAUUACUAUGAGAAUUCAGAAAUGAUGCUGGCCAAUCAAAUUGUUCCUUAAAACAGUGUUUACCAAAUGUGAGUCACAUAUCACCUUUCUGAUUUCAUAUGUAUGUACUGUUUACUGUUUAUUUUUAACCUUCUUUUUUAGCUUUACAUUUUUAAGCAUAGCCUUGUUUUGAGCAUAUUCCACAUUUUAUGUGCUAGUGAUAUUUUUUCUAAUAAACAUUAAAAUAAAUCUAUAACUA